Messenger RNA from Dermacentor andersoni, 3110 nucleotides. Its product is annotated as N-terminal Xaa-Pro-Lys N-methyltransferase 1-B-like. Gene Ontology annotation, biological process: N-terminal protein amino acid methylation. Gene Ontology annotation, molecular function: N-terminal protein N-methyltransferase activity. The record is from RefSeq and is a predicted model, not a curated record. Gene Ontology annotation, cellular component: cytoplasm. NCBI's taxonomy places the organism in Eukaryota, Metazoa, Arthropoda, Arachnida, Ixodida, Ixodidae.
CCGUGAAGGCUCGUGGAGUCGGCGUUCGCGCUCUGCCAGCCCUGCGCUGCGGAAAGGCUGUUGCUGCUGUUGUCGCCUGUAGCUUGGGCCGGCGUGCUCGGCUCGUGUUCGCUUCGCCCAUUUGCCCAGGGCCAAACUGCUGCCUUAGUUCCAGUGAAAGGUGGCUGUCAGCAUGUCAUCAGCACAGCACUCGGACGACUUUUAUAACCAGGGCAAGGCCUACUGGGAGACGAUUCCAGCCACUGUAGACGGCAUGCUGGGCGGGUACUCGGAGAUCAGCAGCACAGACAUCCACUCGUCAAACCGGCUGCUCAAGCAGUUUCGAGAGAACAAGGCAGCUCCACUGGGCAGGCAUCGUGCACUGGACUGCGGCGCUGGCAUAGGCCGCAUCACCAAGCACUUGCUGCUGCCACUGUUCGACACCGUUGACAUGGUGGAACAGAACCAGGCCUUUUUGGACCAAGCACGAGCUUACAUCGGCCCUGAAUCGGAGCGUGUUGAAAACCUUUUCUGCGAAGGUCUGCAGGAUUUUGCCCCCAAGGAAGGUUACUAUGAUGUAAUCUGGUGCCAGUGGGUGACUGGACAUCUGACGGAUGCUGACCUGGUGUCGUUUGUGCAGCGAUGCCUCAGGGGCUUGCGUGAAAACGGCAUUUUCGUUAUCAAAGACAACAUCACCCAAGACAGCAUCGAUGUUGACAACCGCGAUGGAAGCAUCACACGUCCCCGCCAGCUCAUCCUGCAGCUCUUUGAAAAAGCUGGCGCCCAAGUGCUUGCUGACCGCAAGCAGUAUCGUUUUCCCAAGGGCUUGUAUGAAGUCAGGACGUUUGCCAUGAGGUGAUAGCACUGCACACUUGUCCAGUCACGCCGUAGUGUCAUUCUCUGCUGGUUAUUUCAUUUCUUCACGCGAGUUGCGCAAAAUUAGGGGAAUGAUGCUGGCUGUGAUCAUUACUGCUGGUCACCUAAAAUACAGCAGGUGGCUGACAGAUUGGAUAAUUGUGAAAUACCUGUGACUCAAUGUGUGAUACAAAGUGUGCAUUUUGCAUGCACUCCCCAUCGUUCCUCUGUCACCCGUUUCUGUCCUUGUCUUUUAUUGUUACAGUUGAAAUGGUUUUUCCUGGUUCAUGGGGAAGCUUCUGGUAGACAAGAGAUUGCCAGUGAGUGUAUGUCUACACCACCUGCACUAGUUCAUGGAAGUGCUCUGCUCGAGGGCCAUUGGCAGUGCAGUACUUCUCAUAGUACCGAAGUUGGGAAGCUUAGGGCUCUGUCAGUCCUUGAGAGGGAGCCCAUUGGGGAAUAGUGAGCACUGGUGCCCUUUUGCUGCGGCAGGUGUUUGUAAUGACCGAGACAGUUAUGGUGUCCAUAGCAGGCGCUCUCCAUGCUUGCUCCCUCUUGCCAUAACCCUUAGUAAGCACUAAAUCAUGCUGUGCUCAAGUUCAUGAAGCUCAGUGUGAGUUUGCAACAUGCAUAGGCAGUGUGGCACUUCUGCAUGCCACGUGAGGUGAUGGAACAAGCGGAUACUUAAAAGGACAAAAAGGAGGAUUACUAGAUCGCUUGAUUAGUAUGGAAGAAGAUAAAGGCCAAAUGUCUGUUUUUUGCUAAAUUUACGCCACAUGCCGGAACCUCACUAGAACCUCAUUCAUACGUUUUGGAAAAAACCUAGAGAGAAAACGUACGAUCCAAACUAAAAAUUUGACAGACUCAACUGUUGACAUCUAUGUAAAGCAAAGCUUCGCGUGGAUCUUUGCGGCACGAGACAGACACGGACACGCGUUGAGGUGGUGAUGAGCGUAACUCUAUUGGGUGAUUUUCUGUGUUCUCGAUUGUGAAUGUUGGCGCCGGGAAAACAUACGUUACGGAAACGUAUCAAUGAGAUUCUAGUGUGUUUUCUCCUAUUUCGGCUGUUGUGCAGGAAGAGCUUCCCAAACUUGCCAGGUUAGGUCUUUGUCCCUCUGGUAAUGUAGUUCAUUUUUAUCAAUAAACAAUUAACUAAACCCAGCUAGACAAUGUCAAAAUCCAUGACAUCACCGAUUGCUUUCAUUUUUGCAUCUUUUCUAGCUUACCAAGGCUGUGGUCGUAGCUGGGGUGUCAUAGCAGGGUAUAGGCAUCAGCUAUGGGAGGACAUGCAUCCUUUGAUCAUGCUUUGGGUAGUGCACACUAACGGGCGAGGUUUGUCCAGUGAUGUGAUUAACGAAAACUGGCCACAACAAAAGCCAGAUACUUCGUGAAUUGUCUUCAAUGCAUACACGUUUUGUUGUGUAAGCGUGUCGUAUGUAUAUUGAAGCUAAUAAAAUUCAGUACAGUACAGACCUCUUUAAUGUAACCACUUAUAGUACAGGACCAGAUAUAACAGUCUUUUCUGACUCCUGUCUCCCUUUCCCUAGAACUCAAUGUGUAUGUAUACUGCUUACAGUGCAGCCACGCAAGACGAAAUAGUAGUUAAAAUGCAACUUCUGGAAAAUUCCGCAUACAAGCGAGGCAGCAUAUGUAUGCACUCUGCAGGAACACUCUCUGCACCCACCAUGUGUGCAGCAUUGCAACUUUUUUGGCUUUUCAAUUGUGUGCGGAAAGUAAUUGGUCACCAACAGUUUUUUCGGACACGGGCGGGGCCACAUAAAUAUGAUUUAUCGGGCCAGGCCGAAAAAAAUUUAUUUUGAAAUUUUUGUGAUGAUUUAUGCCGUGGGUGCAUUUCGUGUCUGCCUGUUGCAACCACCAUCACAAAGUGCAAAAAUAGCGCAUGCGAAAUUGACUCUGUGACGUUUUCAGUUUAAACCGUGUUCCGCAAAUUCAGUUUGGAGCGUUCGUUGUAGUCGUAUAAACUUUAUUGGUUUGUCAAUUGCUUGCUGCAGGAUAUCUUGCUUUUCACCAAUGGAUUCUUUGGAGGCCCAUAACAGUAUCUCGUCCACGUAUGUUGCUUGACCUAGCUCGGGCUCCUCCUCUAGCAUUAAGGCAAGGUUCCGCAUCUCAACGUUAAAUAGUAGGGGCAGAAUAGAGCCUUGUGGGGUUUCGCGGUUGGAUAUUGGCGUUAAUGUAGAUUGGGUCAAGCUGGUGUCAAUUGUAGCUGUUCGGUUUGUUAGAAAAGAGGUUAUGUAGUUGUACAUUUUUUCUCCUCA